AUGGCGGCCUCUCCAAAGUCUCUUCUCUUCAUCUCCCUCCUCUUACUCUCAUCCAAUCUCUCUCACUCCUUCUUCCUCUUAAACUAUUUCAGCCUCGUUUCCCUCUCCCACUCCCUCAUCUCCCGCGUCGCCUCCGUUCGAUCCGCCCGCGGCGACACCGAGGGGGCGGCCCGCAACUUCGAGGCCGGCGGCCUGCGCCUCUACAAGUACGCUUGGAAAGUCGGACGCGAUUUCAUGAAGAAUUACGCGUGGAGCGACGUCGUUCGCGACCUCGGCGGCGUAGCAUCCGAUUUGAAAGAGUUGUUACGGGUUUUGGGCGAAUUGAUCCGGGUUCGGUCCGAGCCGGAGACCGUCGCCUGGGCUGGUCGAAUUUACGAAAAGGCCCUUACCGUUUCGAAGUCGCUCUUCGCUCGACUCCUCAAAAUUUUCAGUCGAUCUGGGCCAAUGCAGGAUUUUGUGGUGAGCCUUCAGGAAGAAGUGUUGGAGGGUGAUCUGCUUAGGGACUGUUUGGAGUUGGGGGCGGGUGAUCUUAAGAGUUUGAUGCAAAUCAUCAAGGGCAUUGCAUCCAUGUUCUUCCCUACUGCUCCCAAAGAUGAACUGUAAAAGAUGCUUUGCUAGUUUUGUGUUUGCUUUUGACCGAUGAAGGGUGUUUUCGCGUAAUUUGUAUGUCCUGGUUUUUUCCUUUCUGGGACUGAGGGAGGCUGGAUGAGAUAGAUAUUUUUCCAUUUAUGUUUCCUAUGAACUUAGUAUAACUUGUUUUUUGUGUUUCAUCAAGUUAUUAAUCAUAUGUUUUCUUGACAA
Salvia hispanica is the source of this 801-nucleotide messenger RNA. RefSeq lists its product as uncharacterized. The record is from RefSeq and is a predicted model, not a curated record. Lineage: Eukaryota; Viridiplantae; Streptophyta; Magnoliopsida; Lamiales; Lamiaceae.